GGAAGAGAGACAGAGCCUCGAGAGAGGGAGAGGAAGAGAGACAGAGAGAGAAAAGUCCAGCUUCACCUGAAUUUCCCCCUGUUCUGGUCCCUUGUUGUGGUUCAGAGAGAGGAAGAACGGAGGAUCCGAGAGCGAGGGAGUGGCAGCUUCAAUAAUUACACAGGGAAAGUGUAUGUGAGUGAGAGAAAGAGGCAGAGAGAGCGGGAGCAGAGCUGCAGUAGCAUCUUACAGCAGACGGCUGACGACUGCCUCCCUGUGUGUGUGUGUGUGUGCGUGCGUGUGUGUGUGUGUGUGCGGCAUGUCUGUGUGACUGCACUGCACUGCUGAAGAAGAGGAGGAGGAGGCAGUGUGAGCAUGCUCUCUUAGACACAGCAGGGCCAUACAAGGGAACACACACCGGCACCAUCAGUGUCUGUUCGUGGCAGGCAAGACCUCCAGCGCUGCAUCCGCCCAGCCUCUCAGCCCCAACCCCAGGACCUCGCCAGGCCUCUACCACCUUCAUCUCCACAAUACAGUCGGCUCAACCAGGCUGAAACAUGGCACAAGCUGCCAAACAUCUCCGCAAGAACAAGGAUUUAGAAGCCCAUCUUGAGGCAGAGCGCAAGGAGAAGGAGGAGGAAAAGGCCAAGAAGAGGAACCGCUCGCGAGAUAAAAAGCGCAAGGCUGAUGCUGUCACUAGUUUUCUGCGGGCGGCUCGUUCUGGUAACAUGGACAAGGCCCUCGACCAUAUAAAGAACGGCAUAGACAUCAACACAGCCAAUCAGAAUGGUCUCAACGGGUUGCAUCUGGCCUCUAAAGAAGGCCACGUUAAAAUGGUGCUGGAGUUACUACAUGGAGGCAUCGAUGUGGAAACCCAGACUAAGAAAGGCAACACAGCUCUGCACAUUGCUGCCCUGGCUGGGCAGGAGCAAGUGGUGGCAGAGCUGGUAAAUUACGGGGCCAACAUCAAUGCCCAGUCCCAGAAGGGCUUCACUCCGCUCUACAUGGCCGCACAAGAGAAUCAUCUAGAAGUUGUGAAAUUCCUUUUGGAGAACGGGGCCAAUCAAAGCAUUCCUACUGAGGAUGGCUUUACCCCUCUCGCCGUGGCUCUUCAGCAGGGACAUGAGAACGUUGUGGCCCUGCUCAUCAAUUACGGCACCAAGGGCAAAGUUCGCCUCCCAGCGCUGCACAUAGCAGCGCGGAACGAUGACACGCGCACAGCUGCUGUGCUUCUACAGAACGACCCCAACGCAGAUGUCCUGAGCAAGACAGGUUUCACACCGCUUCAUAUCGCUGCACACUACGAGAACCUGAGCGUAGCCCAACUGUUGCUCAACAGAGGAGCCAAUGUCAACUUCACCCCUAAGAAUGGCAUCACACCUUUGCACAUCGCUUCCAGGAGGGGGAAUGUGAUCAUGGUUCGACUCCUGCUGGAUCGAGGGGCACAGAUUGAUGCCAAGACCAAGGAUGAGUUGACUCCACUGCACUGUGCAGCCAGGAAUGGACACGUGAGGAUCAUUGAGAUCCUGUUGGACCAAGGGGCUCCCAUCCAGGCCAAGACCAAGAACGGCCUGUCUCCCAUCCACAUGUCAGCACAGGGGGACCACAUGGACUGUGUGAGGCAACUAAUGCAAUACAAUGCUGCAAUUGAUGACAUCACACUGGACCACCUGACCCCCCUGCAUGUGGCGGCCCACUGUGGGCACCACCGCAUGGCCAAAGUGCUGCUGGACAAGGGAGCCAAACCCAACUCCCGUGCACUGAAUGGUUUCACUCCACUUCACAUCGCCUGUAAGAAGAACCACAUGCGUGUGAUGGACCUCUUGCUGAAACACUCUGCUUCCCUAGAGGCUGUGACGGAGUCUGGCCUGACCCCUUUACAUGUAGCCUCGUUCAUGGGCCACCGCAAAAUAGUCACCAUCCUGGUACAGAAGGGAGCUUCUCCCAGCGCUUCCAAUGUGAAAGUGGAGACUCCUCUCCACAUGGCAUGUAGAGCUGGACACUAUGAGGUGGCCGAGUUCUUACUGACCAAUGCAGCGCCGGUAGACGCCAAGGCCAAGGACGACCAGACACCGCUCCACUGUGCAUGUCGGAUGGGCCACAAGGAGCUGGUUAAGCUGCUGCUGGAGCACAAGGCCAACCCCAACUCCACCACCACAUCCGGACACACACCCCUCCACAUCGCUGCCCGUGAGGGACACGCUCAGACCACACGCAUCUUACUGGACAUGGAAGCCCAGCAUACCAAGAUGACCAAGAAAGGCUUCACUCCUCUCCAUGUGGCUUCAAAAUAUGGCAAAGUGGACGUGGCAGAGCUGCUGCUGGAAAGAGGGGGCAACCCUAACGCUGCUGGCAAGAAUGGUCUGACUUCUCUCCAUGUGGCUGUCCAUCAUGACAAUCUGGACGUGGUUAACCUGCUGGUCAGCAAGGGAGGCUCCCCACACAGCGCAGCUAGGAAUGGCUACACCCCUCUCCACAUAGCAUCGAAGCAGAACCAGGUGGAGGUUGCUAGCAGCCUGCUGCAGUACGGUGCCUCAGCCAACGCCGAGUCCCUUCAGGGGGUCACGCCCCUCCACCUGGCUGCUCAGGAGGGCCGGCCUGACAUGGUCGCCCUGCUCAUCUCCAAACAGGCCAACGUCAACCUGGGAAACAAGAGUGGACUGACUCCUCUCCACCUAGUGGCACAGGAAGGCCACGUGGGCAUCGCUGAUAUCCUGGCUAAGCAGGGGGCAUCAGUGUAUGCUGCCACACGGAUGGGAUACACCCCUCUCCAUGUUGCCUGUCACUAUGGCAAUGUAAAGAUGGUGAAGUUCCUCCUGCAGCAGCAGGCCAAUGUCAACAGCAAGACUAAGGUUGGUUACACUGCCCUGCACCAGGCAGCCCAACAGGGCCACACAGACAUCGUUACCUUACUGCUCAAACAUGGAGCCCAGCCGAACGAGGUCGCUACUAACGGUACGUCAGCCCUGUCCAUCGCCAAGCGGUUGGGGUACAUCUCUGUAAUCGACGUUCUCAAACUGGUUACUGAGGAGACGGUUUCCAUGACCACCACAGAGAAACAUCGUAUGAGUUUCCCAGAAACAGUGGAUGAGAUAUUGGACGUAUCAGAGGAUGAAGGAAUUGCACAGCUAACCAUAGGGGAAGAGCUUUUGGGGACGGAAGGAGCCAGGUACAUGAAGAUGGAUGACUUAAAGGACCAUGAUGACGAUUUCCUGUCACCCAAGAAAUCUAUGGAUAACUACUCGCCUGCCAUUCCCAGGAUCCCUUGUGUAUCCCCAGAGACGGUCAUCCUGAAGGAGCAUGACAUGGAGCAGGUACACACUCCAAUGCCAUUACAAAAAGAUUAUGAUGAUGACUCCCUGAUCCCCAGCAGUCCAGCUACAGAGACCUCUGACAACGUCAGUCCUGUGGCCAGCCCCAUACACACAGGGUUCCUGGUGAGUUUCAUGGUGGAUGCUCGGGGCGGCUCGAUGCGAGGCAGCAGACAUAACGGCCUGCGUGUCAUCAUCCCUCCACGGACCUGUGCCGCCCCCACACGGAUCACCUGUCGUCUGGUCAAGCCCCAGAAACUCACCACUCCUCCCCCCCUGGUGGAGGGAGAGGGCUUAGCCAGCCGUAUCAUAUCACUGGGCCCAGCCAGCAUGCAGUUCCUAGGGCCUGUGAUCGUGGAGAUCCCUCACUUUGCUGCUCUGGGUCGAGGGGACCGGGAGCUGGUGGUGCUGAGGAGUGAGAACGGCUCUGUCUGGAAGGAACACCGCAAUCGCUAUGGCGACGAUGUGCUAGAGACUAUCCUCAAUGGGAUGGAUGAAGAGCUGGAGAGCCAGGAGGAGCUUGGGAAGAAGCGUAUCCGACGAAUCAUCUCCACUGACUUCCCCCUCUACUUUGCUGUGGUGUCGCGCGUCCAGCAGGAGAGCGAUCUGAUUGGCCCAGAGGGGGGUCAGCUGACCAGUAAACUGGUACCGUUGGUCCAGGCUUCGUUCCCUGAGACAGCGGUCACCAAGCGAGUCCGCCUGGGCCUGCAGGCCCAACCAGUCCCAGACGAGCUGGUUGCCAAGCUGCUGGGUAACCAGGCAACCUUCAGCCCUGUGGUGACUGUGGAGCCACGGCGACGCAAGUUCCACCGGCCCAUCGGCCUGUGCAUCCCCCUACCCCCCUCCUGGAGAGAGAGCCCCCGGGACUCUGGAGAGGGGGACACCACCAGCCUGCGCCUGCUCUGCAGUGUCAUCGGUGGCACAGCCCCAGCCCAGUGGGAGGACAUCACAGGCACCACCAAGCUCAUAUAUAGCAAAGACUGUGCCAACUUCACAACCAAUGUGUCAGCACGGUUCUGGCUGGCUGACUGUCCCCGGACAGCCGAGGCCAUGUCUUUCGCCAACCUCCUGUACCGGGAGCUCUCAGCCGUGCCCUACAUGGCCAAGUUUGUGGUGUUUGCCAAGAUGAACGAGGUCCGUGAGGGCCGUUUGCGCUGCUACUGCAUGACUGAUGACAAGAUGGACAAAACCCUGGAGCAACACGAGAACUUCAGCGAGGUGGCCCGCAGUCGCGAUAUCGAGGUGAUGGAGGGUAUGCCACUGCACCUGGAGUGUUCUGGGAACCUGGUCCCAGUGAGGAAGGCUACCCAGCAGCCUCGCUGUUUCAGCUUCCAGGCCUUCCGAGACAAUAGACUCCCCGUCUCUGUCAAGGUGAGAGAUAGUAGCAAAGAUCACUCCGGAUUCCUGUCUUUCCUGCGGAAGUCUACCAAGUACGAAGACAGCCAACAUGUGCUGUGCAACCUCAAUAUUACCAUGCCUCUGUGUAUCAAGACUGCUGGGAGUGAAGAUCGGAGGAGAACUCUGACCCCAUUAGCCCUGCGAGAGAGAUACAGCGCCCUGAAUGAGCCUGCCAUGGGUAAAGCAUCAAUGAGUGCCAUGGAAAAGACAGAGCUGAAGAUGGCUCUGAUAGCUGAACAGUUGGGACUGAGCUGGGCUGAGCUGGCGAGGGAGCUACAGUUCAGUGUAGAUGACAUUAAUAAGAUCCGUGUGGAGAAUCCUAACUCCCUAUUGGAGCAGAGUUCUGCCCUGCUCAGCCUAUGGGCCACCUGUGAGGGCAAGAGAGCCAAUAUGGAGAGUUUGUACACAGCUCUGAAGAGCAUUGACCGGAUGGACAUAGUAAACAUGUUGGAGGGCCAGGGGCCACAGCCUGCAGGGAGGCAGGCCCGGGAGCCAAGCAGACGCAGACACAACGAGAGCGACCACAUCUCCCCCAGCCUGACCAAUGGUUACGGGGUAUUACAGGAGGAGCUGCUCUCCCCUCCUUCCAUGCAGUACAGCUUGCCCUCCCCACUCGGAAAUGAGCCCUACUGGCAGGAAGUCUCCAGUCUGGAGUGUGCUCCCAUGGCCAUCACAGAGGAGGACACACUCAUGGAGAUGUCCGAUGUGCAGGUGUGGCCCUCGGGCAACAGCCCCUCCCUAGUGGCCGUGGAGGACUCCUCACUGGAGUGCAGCAAUGCUGACGACUCGGAGGGGCUGCAGGGGCUGUCGUACGGGAGCCUGGGCCGGCCGGGCAGUAGGGCUACCGGAGAGGAAGGGGGGCUGAGUGGCUCCAUGGAGCUGGUGGAAGACAACUCAGAGAUGGGGGCUGUUGACUCGUUCAGCACCGCCACCCCUGCCACCCCUGCUUCGUUCAGCACAGCCACCCCUGCCACCCCUUCUUCGUUCGGAGGCACCAUCGCCGCCAUGUUAUACAACGUUAAUGGUCUGGAGAAGGGUCAAGGGUCAAAAGUCGUGAAGUCAGAGGCAGCAGCGGUCAGAGGCAACUUGGCAGGUGGAGAUGGAGCUGGAGUUGAAGGAGGAAGAGGAGGAAGGACAGGCUCAGAGGAAGGGCUUUCUCUUGUUGCAGGACAACAGCAGCGAGUGUACACCCGGCUGAGCAAGUCGCCCGGUCUGAGCCGUGUGGCCGAUCGUAAUGGAGACAGGUCAAGUGGUGGCAGCAGUGGUAGUAGAGGCAGUGGCGGAGGUGGUGGCUCUUUACUGUCCUAUCUGCAGGAGCAGUCGGGUCCAGGUUGGCAACCUGUCACUGACCACACUCAGGCCUGGUUGGGUUCACAGACAACAAAACCCAGGCAGGCCAUGGACUCAAUGAUGUCAUCAGUGCGCGCUGCCAUGGAUGUGGACCCCAGCCAGUCCCGUGUGUCCCAGGAGGCCUUGCUUCAGCCGGUGCGGGACAUGGGGCACUCUGAGCUCCUGCGUGGGCACUUCAGGGGCACCCAGCCAUUUGAGAAGGGCCUGGGGUUCCCUCACAGGGUGCCAGAGCUGCAGACCUGGGACGACGUACUCCUGAGGCAGCAGGGUGACGAGGCCAAGGAUCUCCCAGGGGAACAAGUGAGCGAGGAGCAGUUCACAGAUGAGCACGGAAACAUCGUCACCAAGAAGAUUGUACGGAAGGUGGUGCGCAGGGGGAAGGGCUCAGGUGACGAGGGGGGUCAGGAGCGGUCAGUGAGCGUGGAUGGCUCUCUGCAGGAUGAGCUGGAGGCUGAGGCGGAGCAGUUCAUGAACUACGCCGUCCUGAGCAGCAAGCCUGAUAUUGUGGAUGUGAAGAAGGGUGCUCAGAUAGUGAAAUGUGCCAGUCUGCGGAGAGUAAAGCAGUGAGGGAAGCAUGCAGACAGAGUGGCAGAGCGACAUGUCCCCGCAGGAUUUGAGCCCCACACCAAAACAAUCCUACUUAGACACAUGACCGGCGGCAGGUGACAGGAGGAAUGAAGAGGAGGAGAAUAAUGGAGAGAAAAGAAGAGAGAUUGGAACGAACAAAACACUAACUUCAUAAUAACAACAACCACCACGGCAAAGCCGACGAUCACGAGAGCGAAGUGGAUUUACUCCUAGUUUUCUUACCUUUUUAAAAAAAGAAACAAUCCAAAAAUGUCAACUACUAGACUAGGUGCAUGAUUUCGUAUAAAACAAAACCAAACACAGACAACAAAAAAAUAGCAACCAAAACGUGCUUCCUGUUAUAUGUAUCAGCAUGAAUGACUGCUGGCGCAUGGCCUGUCUUUCACUACAGUACUAGGGGUUGUGGGGGGGGGGAUCACUCCUGUAUUGGAUAGGAGGCCAUGUUGGGGUGUAGGGCAAGGUGAAUAUUUCAUACGCCCCCUUUCUAAAGAAACAGGGCAGUGUUUGUUUGUGAAACUUCUGAAAAGGGAGACUGUCAAAAUACUCAGAAUUAUCUCUAAGCAACAGGUCACUCUCCCUCCCUGUCACACUGAACAGACUCUUCCAGCCAAAAUAUAUAUUAAAUACAUCACAGGCUGGUUUCAGCCCUUCACUGUCCCACUCCAGUAGCCUACAUUUAGGAUAUUGGUGUACAUUCUAUCUGCACUGAAAUGCUACGUGACUGAUUGUUACCUGUGUUUUAUGUCACCAUAACCCUAUGUGAUGCUAAUGAUGCUGCUGUUUCAGACACCUAAACUAUUCUUCUGCUCUGGUUAACUCUAUGCGUAUAUGUUCUAUAUAUCUUGAGAUCUGGUGGGUAUGAGAACAAACAAAACAAACCUCUGUGUCGUUCUGCCUGUUUUAUCUGUCCAUUUUUGUGUGUCCGGUUAUUUGUUAUUUUGUGAUUUUCAUGUGAUGCCUCCCUUUGCUGUCGUCAUCUCACCUAGAGGGCAUUAUUGGCUUCAGAGACAUUUCACGGUUCUUUGUGUUUUAGAAAGAGGAGGUUCUGUGUGGACUUUCCUCCCCAACCCCACAACCAACCUCCCUGGAGUGGUUUGUGUGCUUCCAGGGUGAAUGUAAUUGGAGUAAAGGCUGGGGAAAUCAUGAGAACGUUGGAUAGACCUUUCACCUACCCUGCUAUAUGUGUGCAGCUAUAGUCCAGUUUGUCUGGCAGUCCUGUCACCACCAUCUGCAUGUAUGUAUGCAGCCCACCCACCUCAUUCAUCUCUACACCCCAUCCUCACACCCCAUUCUCCCUGCACUGCACACCCUGCCCUGCCCUGCCUCCCUCCACUCCCCCAGCCUUUCAGUGUAGAUGCAGCAGUCCUGUUCUGUCCCUCUCAAUAUGGAUAUUAUGUAGCAGUUCUGUUCAUUACCAGCAGGGGUCAGAGUCCCCCUAAUUAAUGUAGCAUCUCCCCUCUGGCGUGUCUGUCACACAGCAACAGAUUGUCAGUCUGAUAUCACAGGAUAUAUCCAAGAGGGUUUACAGAUCAUCUACCCAUCUACCCAUCAUUCGAUAAGGGUAAAGAAGUAACUUCACCACUACAGGUAAUAAUGUAGCACUGGUUAAGCUGGUUACAUGUGAUAGUCAGUCAGGGAGAGGUGGGUAUCUACAGAGAUUUGAACGUGUUGGGAUUGUAAGUGUUGCUUGUUUUGUUGGCAACUCUCAGUAGACUAGCGAAGACAACCAGCCACCAAUCACUGUGAUAAGAAACUGUAAUACUGACCCACAACUGUGAGCCCACACAACCCCACCACAAACCUGUCUCCUUUCCUCUCGCCCCUCUCCUGAUGUCUGUACACCCCUACCCCUUUUCCCAUCAGAAAUGUAUUGUCUGGUGUUUGUUUAAAGGAAAGCAAUAACAUUGGUCGAAAGAGUAGGUCUUAAUAUGUGUGUGUGUGUGGGGGGGGGGGGGGGGGGGGGGGGGGGUUUAUGCAAAUCAUCCAAAAGUGUCCACUCAUUGUUCUUUUAAGCCUUAAUGGCAUUCAUAUUUAAUUCUAAGGAGAAAUUCUAAAGUGUGUGUGCAUGUGUGUGUGUGUGUGUGUGUGUGUGUGUGUGUGUGUGUGUGUGUGUGUGUGUGUGUGUGUGUGUGUGUGUGUGUGUGUGUGUGUGUGUGUGUGUGUGUGUGUGUGUAAUGAGUCCACUGAUUGUAAGUACAAUUGAGACUGACACCGUACAGCGUCAUUUAGUGUUGACAAAAUGACAGUGCAGGGUUGAGGGCGGUGAAUUGGCAUGGGUGUGAAGGUGAUACGACACUAUUGGUGGACAUUAAACCGAGGUUCUCCGGUCCCUACCCUGAUUUAAACAUGGUUUACAGUAGUGUUACCUCAGUACAGUAUACCAUCCUACAUCAUGUAGAUUAGCUGUAAUGCUUUACAUCCUCUUGGCAUUGUAUCGUAACGGAUCUUGAUGCAUUACAUUGCUCAUAUCGGAGGAAAACGUGUGUCUCAAACACUCCAGAGAGUAUAUGGACGAACACUCUGCAAUAAUAAUACCCAGACAUUGAAAUUAGUCUCCAGUCCAGGCCCAUGGUUUAUCAGCCUCUGUAGCCACAGGUAAUGAAUGUAAGUUCUUGCUCUGUACAUAUUAGUUGACUAGGUAGGCUAGACGCCAGACUGUUUAGCCUAUCUAUUGAACUCGGGAUCUGUUGUUGUUUAAGAAACUGUAUAACACUGAACACAUAUGAAUAGAUAUGUCGUCCAUAUAACCCAUCCAUGCAUAAUCAGAACGAGGGAAUGAGCAAGAGAAAGAGAGCACGUAUAAAACUCAAGUUGUUGUUUUGAGACAUUUGAUCAUCUAUCCCUUCCUCUGCACCAUUAAUACAUAUCAUGUUUAUGACCCCACCUUGACUGGGUCAAAGCUACGGGGGCAGCAGAAAGAGGAAUGGUGAAGCACCUCCAUGUGACUGCUUAAGGUUGGCUCAGUAAGAGCUUAAGGAAAACCAGACAUACAUACAUUAUACAUUCAUUAUGCUUCUUAGUUUGGUUUCUGUAUCUGGUCAUUUGUGUGCACACAGUGUGGGCCUACAGUCUUUAAGUCUGGAUGUAAUGGGGUUGGGUCUGGAGACUUGUGGAGGUGGUAGACAGGGAAAGCAGACUGGGCGAUGAGGAUCUAUGGUUGUAGAGGGGUAGUUAGACAACAUCGUGGCUUCACUGACUAUGCGGUUUUUUUAAUAGUAUUUUUCCUCAACACAGCCCACCCCCGUUUCAUCCCCGCUCCCUAAAACCAAAAAGAGAUUGAGCCAGUUCUAAGGCUUCCUUCUAAACAGUGACAGGCUGAGUGGAGUCAAGGAGAGGGAGGACUCAAUAGAACGUCAGACCAUGGAGGUGACGACAUAACCCAACUUCAUGCAAAAAAAUAUUAACUGUUGCAAAAACUAGAGAACACAUGUAUACUCAUUUAGAAUGGAUUGAAGACAUUAUUCAUGCAAUAGCAUAUUACUCAAUACUAAGGAAUGCACCUGCGCACAUGCACAGAAAAUGUUUUUAAUAUAAAUGAAUAUAUAUAAAAUAUAUGGAAAUAUAUAUUUACUUAGAAUGCUAUGCACCCUUACUUGUCAGCGGGAUUAGAGUUAUUUUAUGGAUGUACUUUUAGCAUCAUAGCUACCAAGAGACUGUUGAGUUAUGGGUAAUGCCUGCAACCUGGGAAAUAGGGGCCUUGUGCGUAUUUCAACUUGUUUGGUUUGCUUUUAUAUUGUUAUUGAGAGGUCAAAUAUGACAAAUAUAUACAUGUACAAGCCUUUUAAUCAAAUGAAAUCCGAAGACAUCUAUAGAUAAUUUACCCUGUACACCAGCUCAAAUCAUUUACGAAAUAAUAAAGAAAUGAAAUGUC
Messenger RNA from Oncorhynchus kisutch (coho salmon), 10497 nucleotides. Its product is annotated as ankyrin-1. The coding region runs from base 537 to 6605 and encodes 2022 amino acids. Gene Ontology annotation, biological process: signal transduction. The record is from RefSeq and is a predicted model, not a curated record. The transcript has 44 exons. Lineage: Eukaryota; Metazoa; Chordata; Actinopteri; Salmoniformes; Salmonidae. Gene Ontology annotation, molecular function: protein binding.